This is a messenger RNA of Cheilinus undulatus (humphead wrasse), 8891 nucleotides long. It is a transcript of the gene brsk1b, whose product is annotated as BR serine/threonine kinase 1b. The record is from RefSeq and is a predicted model, not a curated record. NCBI's taxonomy places the organism in Eukaryota, Metazoa, Chordata, Actinopteri, Labriformes, Labridae. Bases 942 to 3524 code for a protein of 860 amino acids. Gene Ontology annotation, molecular function: ATP binding; tau-protein kinase activity; protein serine/threonine kinase activity. The transcript has 20 exons. Gene Ontology annotation, biological process: microtubule cytoskeleton organization; protein phosphorylation; intracellular signal transduction. Gene Ontology annotation, cellular component: cytoplasm.
CUAGAAGGUGGAUUAAUCACCGGGCCGAGCGUUGAUCCACCACCGGCACACUGAGCGCAUCUCUCGCCGCUGCAGCUGUCCCGACCGCGGCUGCAUCACGCCUGUCUCUCCCGGUGUCUGCCGGAGGCUGUUUCCUCCUUAUUUUACAUGCUCUCCCCCCUCUUCCUCUAUUUCCUGAUGCAGGGUCGGGGAGGGGUGAGCCAAAGUGUGCACCGGAUAUUGGAAAACCCAUUCUUCUUGCUGAUGCUGUUGGGAUAAUAGAUUAUUAUCUGGACAUCGCCGCAUCUGCACAGAAAGACACAUCCGGACAUAAACGAGGCCUGGCUGCAGAAGAAGCUGCAGCUUGGAGGGGUUUGAAACAUUUUUGGACAGUGGCAGUUUAACGAGGAGGGGGUCCCUGUUAUCGAUCAGUGAAUGGAUUCAAUCAGAGCAUUCUGACUUUGGAUAUUUGAGACUCUGCUCUUAAAGAAAUCAAUCUGUAGCCUCCCUGUGCAGGUCUGAAUCAGAUCUUUCUGUCUUGCUCCACUUUUUGCCCAGCUGCAUAAGCUCCAUAGGAUCAAUAAGCUUUAAACUACUGUUGGAUGGGACACAUUAUUGUGGAUAUUACCUCCUUGUCAAACCUCACACCUCCUCUGCUUUCUGGUAUUUUCUACAGUCCCUCUGAAUGAUGCUGCUUUAGUAUGACAGACAAACCGAGCCUGGGAGAUACUUUAUAAUCCGGGCCUUAUAGUAUGGAAACUGGGCCGGUUCUCACUCCCGACCGCAUGACAAACAAGUGCAUGGGAGUAGCCUGCAGGGCCCGGCUCUAGAUCACGACUAGUACCUCUCCUCAGCUCCUCACCGCCCUGUGAUGUGUGUUAAAGCGUUAUUACACACGGAGCAGGAGCGAACGCUAUCUUGAUCUGCCUUAUAUCAGGACUAGAAUUACAUCUCUGGGAAGGAUGAGCAGCAAGGAGCUGACAGUGGGCCAGUCCAGCCAGUAUGUGGGGCCUUACCGGCUGGAGAAGACCCUUGGGAAGGGCCAGACAGGUCUGGUGAAGUUGGGCGUCCACUGUAUAACAGGACAGAAGGUGGCCAUAAAGAUUGUCAACAGAGAGAAACUCUCCGAAUCAGUCCUAAUGAAGGUGGAGAGAGAAAUAGCUAUUCUUAAACUAAUAGAGCACCCUCACGUUCUGAAGCUGUAUGAUGUCUAUGAGAAUAACAAAUACCUGUACCUGGUGCUGGAGCAUGUAUCCGGUGGAGAGUUAUUUGACUACCUUGUAAAGAAGGGCAGACUGACUCCCAAAGAGGCCAGGAAGUUCUUCAGACAAAUCAUCUCUGCCCUUGACUUCUGUCACAGUCACUCAAUAUGUCACAGAGAUCUGAAGCCAGAGAAUCUUCUCCUGGAUGAGAAGAACAACAUCAGGAUAGCAGAUUUCGGCAUGGCCUCACUACAAGUUGGUGACAGCUUAUUGGAAACCAGUUGUGGAUCCCCACAUUAUGCCUGCCCAGAGGUCAUACGAGGGGAGAAGUAUGAUGGUCGCCGGGCAGAUGUUUGGAGUUGUGGAGUGAUCCUAUUUGCUCUUCUUGUGGGUGCCUUGCCAUUCGACCAUGAUAACUUGCGGCAGCUUCUAGAGAAAGUGAAGAGUGGGGUAUUUCACAUGCCCCACUUUAUACCUCCUGACUGUCAGUCCUUGCUCAAAGGAAUGAUCGAAGUCAAUGCAGACAAGAGACUCACGCUAGAAGCAAUACAGAAACAUGCCUGGUACCAGAGUGGGCGUAACGAGCCUUGUCCAGAGCAGCCGCCCCCUCGCCGAGUGUGUGUGAAGAGGAUUGUGUCCUUAACAGAGCUGGACCCUGAUGUCCUGGAAAGCAUGUACUCCUUAGGGUGCUUUAGAGAUCGGGUCAAACUCACACAGGACCUUACAAGUGAGGAGGAGAACCAGGAGAAGAUGAUCUACUUCCUCCUCUUGGACAGAAAAGAGCGAUACCCCAGCUGUGAAGAUGAGGACCUGCCACCUAGAAAUGACUUAGACCCACCCAGGAAGCGAGUGGACUCCCCCAUGCUCACACGUCAUGGCCGCUGUCGUCCCGAGAGGAAAAGCCUGGAAGUCCUCAGUGUCACAGAACAGGGAUCUCCUACCCCACCUCGCAGGGCACUGGAUACUAGCGCCCACAGCCAGAGGUCUCGCUCAGUCAGCGGAGCAUCCACAGGUCUGUCCUCUAGUCCUCUCAGCAGUCCCAGGAGCCCGGUCUUCACUUUCAGCCAAUCAGAAGUCACCCCCACCUCCACUUCCUCCUCAAAAGACCCAAAAGCUGGAAGUGCCACCAACUCUCGGCCCACCCGUCCGACGCCCGACCCAAAAACCCAAACCCUGCCCUCAAAGGGCCCCACCGAGCGACCGCAGCUUCACUCCAUGAAGUCCCUCCCUCUGCAGACACCACGCUCCCCCUCCCCAUCACCAUCCCCCCUCCUCUCUCCCAUCUCACGCUUCUUCAACUUCCCCUCUCCAUCUGUCUUCAAGUCUAAGAACGUCCACUCUUCCUCUAACUCCUCUGCCACCCCUCCUCCUGUGUCGCAGGUCACGCCGCAGGGCUCACCGCUGCCCACCCCACUGGGCACGCCUGUGCACCAAAUCCAACACCCGUCCUCCACCACCCCUCCCUCCUCUUCUUCCUCGUCUUCUUCUUCCAGAGCGGACGGAGCUGGUGGGGCCUCACUGUCGCUGACACCACCUUCUAGCCCGGGUGGCAGCGGUGGUAUGGCCGCCUCGAGCUCUGGCCACUGGAGAACAAGGCUGAACUCUUUCAAAAACAACCUUCUGGGGUCACCACGCUUCCAUCGACGCAAACUACAAGUCCCAACAUCAGAAGACAUGUCCAGCUUGACCCCAGAGUCCAGUCCAGAACUGGCUAAGAGGUCCUGGUUUGGUAACUUCAUCAGCCUGGAGAAAGAGGAGCAGAUCUUUGUCCUGAUUCGAGACAAGCCUCUCAGCUCUAUUAAAGCUGACAUCGUCCAUGCCUUUCUCUCUAUCCCAUCCCUCAGCCACAGUGUGGUGUCUCAGAACAGUUUCCGGGCAGAAUACAAGUCCUCUGGCGGCCCCUCUGUCUUCCAGAAGCCUGUAAAGUUCCAAGUUGACAUUGCUUUUUCUGAAGGAGACAGAGAUCGGGCAGAACGGGACGGAAGAAGAGAGAUGGGAAUCUACAGUGUCACCUUUACUCUAAUAGCAGGUCCCAGUCGCAGGUUCAAGAGAGUGGUGGAAACCAUACAGGCUCAGCUUCUAAGUACUCAUGAUCAGCCUUCUGUGCAGGCACUGGCUGAUGAAAAGAACGGCCAGCUCUCUCGCCAGCCCAGCACCCCUUCACGUCAGAACUCCCGGCGUUCCGAGAGUGGAUCAGAGCGGGAGCGGGGAGACAAGGAUCGUGCGACAGAUGGGGUAAGCGGAAGUGGGAGCAGCAGUGGGACGGUCUUACAAAGGCGAGGUUCGGGGAAGGACAAGACCAGACUCCUCUCGUCAUCCAAUGGGACACAGUCUCACCAAUGAGAAGAAUGUUUUUGAAGAGAGACGAGGGUCCUCAAUGGCACCAUUUUCUCUUCCUUCCCUCAGUCUGACCCACAUUCUUUCCUUACCUAUUUCCUUACUACCUGUCUUGCUUCCUUCGGUUAUUCCAAAGCAAUGGGACAGACUAAUGGGAUGUUCUCUGUUGAGGCUGAGGCUCUGUUUUGGUGCCUAGGGAUGCGACAGAGAAUGGCUAUCCAAGAAGUCCCACCUCACUAACUUGCUCUGAUGAAUCUAGAAAGCACAUGACUUUCCAACUAACCAAUCACAUGCAACUGAAGGUUUAAAUCCAACAGGAAACACCCCAUCAAUCACUCAAGACAACACAGGAGGAUUCUUGCCAAUGAGAACGCCCCUUAAGUCAUUCUCAUUUUGUUUAUGUUUCUGGACUGCCACCUCAACAUUACCUGACCAAACAUGAAGUCAUGUGAUCAGAAACCUGUCUCUUCUCAUGUCCUUAAAAACAAAACUAUGUUCACAACUAAAGGAAGGGAGGGGAUAUUCUGAGAAUGCAAAGAGAAUUUCUAAAGAAGGCUCGUUUGUUGAAGUGGAUUGCAUCUCCUAAUAAUUAGCAAAAUUUAAAACAGUCAUUAGUCUGAAUGCUGAGGAAAACACAAAGAAAUGACAGAACAUGGAUGUGACCAGGUCUACCUGAUGUAGCCUUACAGCUAUGUGAAUAUCUAAAUCAAACAGACAGGAGCAAUUUUUCCUUGAGUGUUUAAGCAACAGAGUCCCAUAAUUAUCUCUGAAUUACACAGAUAAAUCUAUGAUACCAUAAUGCCUUUAACAGAGGAGAGACCGUGGAUAGCUAGUUAGAUUUAGCCCCAUUUUAAGGACACUUGUCACAACACAGGUAGAAUGUCUCACAAGGAUAGAGUCCCUAUAGAAGACAGAGGGAUGAAGAGUUAGACGAAGAAAAACAGAAGUUAGCUAGCAGCGGAUAUUUGGUAGUAAUGGAAGAGAUAAAAAACAAGUGGCAGAGAUUAAAGUUAAAGUCAAUUCUAAAGUCAAAAUGAAGGGCAAAAAAAAUCAUAUUCUAUAUUUAGAUAACAAGCUCUGAUGUGUUUAUUUUCCACUUGCACAUACUGGCUAUGAAGCAAUCCUUCCUAAGUCCAUCUACAACCUCAAAAUCCCCCGUUUAUGCUUGUAGUUUAAGCUUAUGUAUAUUAAGCUACAGCAGUGUUACCCUAGCUAACAUUAAUUCAGCCCCAGUCUGGGCACCCCUGUGGGGGGGUCCUCCUCUUAUGUUGUAAAAAUCAUGAUUAGAGACAUAAUGUAUGACAGUGUAUUAGUAUUACCCUAAAAGAUAAAAAUAAUAUGAUGGAGGAUCUGUACAUUUUUUUAGAUUAUAAAGUUGUAUAUUUACAAGAAAACAAACUCAGAAUCUUUCAGUCUAAUGUCUUAAAUUAACAAAAGAAAAUUCACAUUAUAACCUACACAAUUUUAAGUUCCUAAAGUCAUAGAUUUACAACAUUGUCAAGUCAAAAAUAUAUGAGAAACCAAACCAAAAACAGUGGUUGGAUAAUACCAGUUUACUGAAUUGCCUCCUCUAAAUCGAGAUGAUAAUGAUGAUGAAUCUGGGACAAAAUCACAAGUGCUUAUAACUCAGCUGCAGUAAGAAGUAUCAUUUGAUCAGGCUUUCAGCUGAAGGACUUGCACAAGGAAAGCAGCUUCAUCUGGUCUGAUUCUCUUUCAUACCAUCGGCUAUACUCGACUUUAUAUUCACAAAAAAAGUUUUUGUUUGUGCAAAUUUCUGGCUUUUAUAGUAGAAAAAUUCAAGUUUCCCCCCCAAAAAUUGUUUUUUUUUUUUUUUUUAGAGUGGCCCUGAAACACCUUCAUAAUAAUAAAUUUAGAUUUUUGGCAUAACCGUUUAAAAAAGUGGGGCUAUUAAAUUGAGAUUUUGCCAAUGAAAACAGUUGAAAUUGAUGUUUAUUUUUCCAAGUGGUUCCUGGGAGGGGGCUCAGCUUUUCUUAGAUAUGAAUAAGGGUCCCUAGGGAAAAAGGUAGGGAACCACUGGUAUAGAAAACAUCUAUAUAUAAUUUGUGGCUUUGUCAUGCAGCUGCCGAUGCAUUUUAUAAAUUUUUAACUUUUGCUGAAAGAUAUAGCUGGCAUUAGAUAAUUAGACCAUCUUUUCCCAUUGUUAACGCUGUAAUUGGCACAAGCUAACAUAAAAGCCUAUUUUCAGGACAAUGAUUCAUUUGGCAUUUUGUGAAAUAGGUGUACUGCUUAAUCUUCAUAAUAAACUGUGGGUUUUGUUCCUUGACUCUUGCAGUGGAGUCACCUCAGGAAGGUACUGCUUCACAGCUUGUAUAGAGAGGAAAUGACAUCACUGACCAACAACUAAACAUACGUAUCAGCAUGUGAGUGAUGUGUGUUCAUUAAAAAAAUAGCCUUUUAGUUUUUCAAAUUCUCCUAAUUGAAGCUGAAUGACAGUGGACCUUUAAAAAUCAAUUACCAAGCUGGCCCAACAGGACAACCAAGUCUUUUAGACCCAAAUUAAGGCUACUGAAACACUUCUUUUGUUCCCAGUGUUGAACAAUAGAUACUGAAAUGAUGCAGGGCGACGCCAAAGCCCCAAUAAAAGCCUUCACUCUUUCUGUCUCUCUGGAGAUAUGGAAAGAGGAAAGAGAGAGGUUUGCAGAGAUAGAUACUGAGAUUUUCACAAGAAAGAAGAGUGACUAGCACGCCUCUGUAUUGCUGAAAACCUGGCAAACAUUCUGCCUGAAGGAGAGGAGAAAAAAAUUAAGCCACACAUAAUGAAUAGAAGACUUUUCUUGUGUUAUUUUCUUCCCUCUAUCCACCAUCUUUUAUCAGCUCUGUCUUUUUGGGCUUCUGAGGAAAUAUUUUUAUGUUUGCCUGUGGCAAAAUGGAUGCGCUCCAUUGUGAAUGUCAAAAACUUUUUUAAAAGUUGUUUUGAGAGUGUAAACAUAGUUUUGUUCCACAUGUUCAAUGAAAAUGUAUUUAUGUAUGUAUUUAUUUAUUUAUUUUAUUGUUAAUUUUAUGCGUAUCUGUUAAAGUUGUUGUUUAUUUCUAGAAAAUAAGGAGAGGAGUGGAUACAAAAAGGACAUGCCCAUUCAGUUGUGUCUGACCCAGCAGAGCAACACGUCUUUCCUGAGAAUAACUCAACAAAAAACCAUUUCUACGUUUAUUUCACACUGUGAAAAAUUGUGCUGCAGAAGUUCCUUUUAUUGUUUUCCUUUGUUUUUAUCUGUUUACACAUUUUUGUUCAUACAGUACUGUUUACUUAUAUAUGUUCAUAUUUCAUGACACCAGAAGGAAUAUUCCACACCUAAAAAGAGCUACAUGCAGGAAUUUUAGCAUUUGAACGAAGGCCUCUGACAAUAAUAUCAGUGCUGAGUCAUUGUCUCCUUCAGGCUUUUUUGUAUUGACUAAAAGGUAACAUCUAAGGCUAAAGAGGGAAGGAUAACAAGCUGCUGGAAUGUAACACAAUUUCUUUUAAAUGUUAUGUUAAAUUAUAUGUACUGAAGAGACACAAAUGCACACACUCACGUCUGCGGACCUUACAAAUCAUUUUACGUAAACUAGUGUUGAGUACAUUGUCCUUUUUUCUGUUGGUCAGUUACUUAACCUUCGAUGAAGAGAGUUCACCUAAUCAUGGUUGAUACCUCAGUACCAACAAAAACCAUCAGCAUUAAGACUAUUUCUUAUCAGUGUUUCUUAAUGGCAAAGAUCUUCAAUGAAUAACACAUUUGGCUGUUAACUUAAAGCAGGGAGAGUUAUUUAAAACCAAAUCUGCACAGUGCAAAAUCAGAACAGGGGUCACCAAAAUCAAAACAAUUCAAACAUUUCUCACAGGAGCAGAUUUCAGUAGCUCAGUAGCACCUGAAAAAAUCACCUUAGAAAUGUUGGUUUAUGGUUAGAGACUUGUAAAACUGCUGUUUUUGUUAAGGGCUAACUACCAGAAGUUAGCAUGCUUGCAAGUUAAACUUGCAUUGAACCGUCUAGACUUCAACAUUCAGCAAGGUUGUUAUGAGCAUGUCAGCUUGCUAAUGUUAGCAUUCAGCUCAAAGAAGUGCUCAUAGAGAAGCUAGCAUGGAUGGAGUUAAAUAACUCAUGAACAAACAAAAUUUAAGCCCUGGGAAAAUCUCUGUGUUUAUUCACGCCAACCUCACUGAAGCCAUUACUAAUGAAUUUUGAAAGUCUUCAUUCACUCCUCACACUUUGCUGAAUUACAAGAGUGGAGUAACAAUAUUAAGUGGACAUUUUUCAUAUUGCAGGCUUUAUAAGGCAUUAAAGAAUCCUCAAAAGCUGGGAGGUGAGGAAGCUCUCAGGUCAUGGUUUAAGAUGAUGUUAAGGAAGUCAGCUCCCAGUCAGCUCUUCUUGUCAGUGAGGCCCAUUACCCUCCUUGGACAUAAUUAGGAAGUUUUUUCUUCUUUGCUGUGUUCACAUUAUAUUUAAAUGUAUUUGUCUCCCUCUUUUGGUUUCUCUUCUCAUUCCAGCUCUCAAAGUGGGCCCCUUAGAAAAAUCCAGCAGUGAGGCGCUCACAUUUGAAAGAGCAGAGGUUAGGGAGGUUUCAAGUUACACGACCACAUGCCCAAAGCGAGCGUUAAAGUCAAGUCCAGGUCAAGCUUACCUCCUUAAAUAUAUUUUUAGAGAGAAAGAUACGAGUUUGAUUGAAAGAAAGACAGGAAAGAAUAGCUGCCUCAGUGUACUCCAAUUCAGUUCUGUUUAAGAUUACACCAGGACCCUCGACACGUUUGAGGCUGGGACACUCCUGCUGAAAGAAAUCUCCCUCCUUCCUCAUUCCUACGUAACCCCUCCUGCCACCCAUUGACUACAUUUUGUACUACCCCCCCAUCCCUCCUAUUUGUAUCUUUACAAUACCAACUGCACAUAUCUCAGCCCCUUAUAUAAUCAUCUCCUCCCCUUGUAUACAUUUUAUACACUGUAUACUCAAUGCAGAUGCUGUAUACAUUUGUAUAUCCUGUCUGUCUCCAUUGUAUGCCAUCCAUAUCUAUGUAGCAUUCACUAUCUUUUAUCGACACUGUAGUCACCAUACAACUCUUUCGCUCAUCAUUAUUGCUCAUUCUUCUUCUGCAGUUAUUGUAUGACUAUAAUCACACAUCUCCCACCCAAAUUCUCCUCCAGCUCUGCCACACCUCACCAAACCACACCUCACCCAUAACACCCCCUCCCACAUAAUAUCAAGCUCCAAUCCACACAGAAGAAAAGUUUUUGGGUUUUUUUUUUCACUCUGGAAGUCACUACAGAAAAACCUUGAAGAAGGAGGUGUGUGGGACAGGGUGGGACGAGAAAACUGCUAACAUGACUAAUGAUGACGACAACAACGACAAAGAGAAAUGUCUGUAGUAUAAAUACAAAAAAGGAAAA